This is a messenger RNA of Oikopleura dioica, 1032 nucleotides long. The record is from the annotation of a GenBank genome assembly. NCBI's taxonomy places the organism in Eukaryota, Metazoa, Chordata, Appendicularia, Copelata, Oikopleuridae.
AUGUUGAAGAGGGCUUAUCUGAGUCGGGCGGUCCUUUCGCAGCGAGAGGCUUCCUACUCCAAGACCCCUCUCAAGAAGACAGGCGCUUUCGGCGAUGUCAUCCACAACGAUGCCAUUUUUAAGGGACGAGCGCAUCUUCUCGACCAGAAGAAACUUGCUGCGCCUGCUUCUUGGAAAUUGACCGCUGCUGACUUGAAAAACACGAAAUCAAAAAUUGACGAUGAACAGUUCCCAGUUCCAGAACACAGAUACAACUUCCACGCCCGACCUUUCUUCGGCUUCCGGGGUGCCUACGUCGGACAGCGAAUUGAGUACGACGAGAUUCUUCCUCGAUGCAAGGGCAAGCUCAGCGGCCUCGAGUGGAAAGGACUCACCGAAGAGGACCGAUACACUGCCAGAAACUGGUACAUCAGAGCUCACCAGAAGAACAUCCGCGAGUCUAGCCACUACCAAUACAAGAACUUCACCCAGGGCGAGCGAGGAAGCUACAUGUUCGUCCUUAUCUUCUCCGUCGCCCUCUGGUUGAUGGUCAAUCAAGGUCUUCCCUGGGAAAACAACCGAAUCUGGAUGUCUGGCAAUCCAGACAACCAAGCCGAAAUCGGAACCAAGCCAAGCUUGAUCAUGUCAACUCCAGUUCUUGGCGAUAUUCUUCUCUUUUUCGUCAAUGGACAGUUCCUCCGAAACGAUUGGGGAGCUGAUCAAUAUCCUCUCUGGGCUGAGCGAGACGGCGGAAUCGACCCUGUCGCCGACCGAGAUCUUCUCAAGAGACGAGAUCUCGUCGGAGUCACUCCACUCGGUCUCUGGGAAGUGCGGGAAAACGGAAAAGUCAAGAGCACGCCUUCCGACUCUUUCCGCUCCGAACACGAGCUCUACGCGGACGGCGCCGAAGGCCCAUCCCAAAUCGGUCCAUACGAUGUUUCCACAUGGAAGUCUGGCAAAAAGAUUAACUCUGCUCACGAAGGCGUCGGCCACUCUACUCAAUCUUACAUCUUCUCGACUGGUCAAGGCUGCGCGUACCAUUCUAGAGGAUGA